Messenger RNA from Vanderwaltozyma polyspora DSM 70294, 2493 nucleotides. RefSeq lists its product as uncharacterized. The transcript has a single exon. The record is from RefSeq and is a predicted model, not a curated record. Lineage: Eukaryota; Fungi; Ascomycota; Saccharomycetes; Saccharomycetales; Saccharomycetaceae. Gene Ontology annotation, molecular function: RNA polymerase II cis-regulatory region sequence-specific DNA binding; DNA-binding transcription factor activity, RNA polymerase II-specific. Gene Ontology annotation, biological process: regulation of transcription by RNA polymerase II. The coding region runs from base 1 to 2493 and encodes 830 amino acids. Gene Ontology annotation, cellular component: chromatin.
AUGAAAUCCUCGACCAAUUGGAAACAUAUUUGUUCCUACUGCAAUAGAGCCUUUUCAAGGUCUGAACAUAAGGCAAGACAUGAAAGGUCGCACACAGGAACAAAACCUUAUGAAUGUAAAGUGUGUCUGAGAGAGUUUGUUAGACGUGAUUUAUUACAGAGACAUAUUAGAACUGUUCACAAAUCUUUGUUGUUAUCAAAAGCGUCAAAACGACAAGAUCAUGGUAAUAACAAUAAUAUUAGUAGUAGUAAUAACAACAAUGACGAUUCCGUUAAAGAAAAAUCUAAUGAUAAUAAUAGCAAUAAUUCAAAGGAAGAUUUGUCUGCAAUUUCUGAAAAAAUGGUUAACUCACUAAAUAAAAGAAAUUUCUCAAAUUCAAAUUUGAUUACUUUAAAAUUUCAACCAUAUGGUUCAAAAGGUUAUAAUGAAAUUAUAUCUCCAUCACUUUCCAAAAAUAAAAGCUUUAAAAGGAAAAGUUAUUUAGUAGAACUACAACGAUGCAUUACUAUGAACAAUGAAAGAUUACAAGUCCCAAUUGAUUCUCUCUCAACUUUCUAUGACAGGGGUUUAACAGAGCUAAUGAAUUCAUUACCCAAUCAUAAUUUUAACGUCAACUCAAAAGAAAUUGUAUUUGUACUAAUAUGCAUAGGAUCAAUGAUAACCUAUGAUCCACAGUUCAAUGACAUUUGGAAUGUUACUUGGUAUUCAUUCUUAAUUUCAGAUGUUAAAGAUGCACAGCCUAAUAAAAAUUUUAUUCCUAUGACAGUUUUGUUAUACCUAACGCUUUCGAUCGAAUUUUCUCUAAAUAUAUGUGAUGAAACAAAGUCAAAAAUAGCAUACACUGAAUAUUAUAAAAGAUUGACUUAUUCGAUAUCGAACAAUCAAACCUAUAAUGCCGAAGAGUUAGAACUAAUGUUACAUAUAUUUUCAAAGUUAAUCAGAAUCCUUGAUGUAAGGACAAAUGACGACUCAAAUUCACAAAUCUUAUAUAUAUAUAACUGGUUCAUGAACCAGAAACUUUCCGAUAAUGGUGAAACCUUGAUCUAUUAUAUGAAGCAUUUCCUUUCUAUAAGCAAUGUUGUAUUACCCAUAAGAACACUAAACCUUCUGACCGAUGCCUUUUAUUGUGAAUUCUUAUUACAAUAUCCAAACUUCCAAAACAUUAUUGAAUACAAUACGUCUAUUAUAUUAUUAUUAAAAAUGCAUAUACAUCUGAUAAAUGGUCAAAAAUCAAACAUUCAAUUAGAGUCUUCGAUUGAGAAAUUCUUUUCGACAUUAUCCAUUAAGACAAUUUCUCAAAGAUUUUGGGUCUUAUUAGAAAUUUGUUGGUUAGAUUUCUUAAAAUACUACAGUAUCCUAUCGAAUUCAACUCCAGAUUCCAAUUGGUUGCUAUUCAAAAGUCCAGAAGAACUUUCGCUUUAUGAAAGUAUUGAUAUUGGGAAACUUACUGAUAAUUUUAUUAUUCCGACAUUAGUAGUACUCUCUAUUUUCAAUUCUCAAGAGAAGAAUUUUAUUACAGAAAGAAUGCUACCUUUGGUAAUGGAUGUGAUUGAAUUUCAAGUAAAACUAUUUGCUUCUGAAAUUAAUAAGAUUGCAAAUGGCAUAGAUUUAACUGUAUCACUAAACGAUUGUACUUUAAAGCUAUUAUUUUCAGCUUGGACAAAUAUUUUAUAUCAAGAAAGAACUAAUAAUGGUGAAAAGGAUUCUGAUGAAUUAUUAAUUGUUGGGAAUUUUGUGACAACCUUUAUUCAAAACUCAUUUAAUGGAAAGACGAUGAAUCAUGCAAAUGCCUCUUUGUCAUAUCAUUAUUUCAUACGUGCAAUAAUGAAAAAUUUGAAAGCAAAUAUCUUAAUGGACAAAUUAAUAACUUCAAAUAAUGAAUUUACUCAAGAGUCUAAAUCGAUACUAAUUCGAAUUUGGGAGAAUUUGCAAUCAAUUAUAAAGCAAUAUUGGAACCCUCCGAUAAUACCACCUUCUGUAGAUGCUAACGUUAUUAUAGAAAAGGAAAGAACGUUAUCAAGUCCGACAGCAUCAAACGCAGAAGAUUUUGAACCGAAAAGUAUUAAAAUUAUUUUGCCGUUACCAACAGCUAUGAAUCUUGAGCCAUCGGGUUCACAAAGUACAUAUAUACCGUCCAUCAAUCAUGUACCUCAAUUGCAAAGUGUUGGUAUGGGAUAUGGGCAAAGCUCUAAUUCUCUAAGUGUUAAUUCGAAUAGUUUGAUUAGGAGUACUUCCUUUCUUGGAAAUCCUUUAACGCCUGUAUCUAUGGAAAAACAACAGAUAAGCAUGUUUGACAGUGAAGCUAAUAAAUCUGUAACCAACGGUUUAUCGAUAAAUUAUACCGGAAACCAAAGUAAUCAAUUUCAGUAUUUGAACAUUAACAAUAGCAUUAAUACAAAUAGUACCAGUAUCCCUGCAUCAGUAGGUCAUAACAAUAAUCAAAAUGGACGUUUACCUUCGACGACAGAGUUAUUUGGUGAUUGCAUAGAAUAG